AUGUUUUCACAAUUGAACGAUAAGCAAAUGAAAAUUGAUCUUUCGCGAACAACAACUGCAGCAGCACGUAAUCCUGUUGCAACGGAAUUAGAAGAGCUUUAUGAAAUAUUCAAUAUCUUGAUAGGUGGUAUCGAGACAUUGACCAAUGAUGAGCAACGUCUAACCAAUGAGUCACUUCAAAUACAAAUAGCACUUCUAACAUUGAAGGAAGAUUUAUCGAAGGUUAAAUUAUCCAUUGAAGAAUCAAAUGCUUAUUUGGACGCAAUAAAACACAACCAAGACAUUCUAAAUCAAGAUUUUACGUCAUUAGAAGAAAAAAUUAAUGAUUUGCAAUAUGUUUCAUAUGAUGGAACAUUGAUUUGGAAAAUUAUAAACGUUCGAGAGAAAAUGACUGAUGCACAAUCUGAAAGACAAACAUCAACUUAUUCACCUCCAUUUUAUUCAUCACCAAAUGGUUAUAAAAUGAGAGCUCGUUUAUAUUUAAAUGGUGAUGGAAAUGCACGCCGUACACACAUGUCACUCUUUUUUGUUCUCAUGCGAAGUUCGAACGAUCCAAUUCUUAUAUUUCCGUUCAACUAUAAAGUCAUAUUUUGUUUAUACGAUCAAACACCUCAACAACGACAUAUCAUCGAUUCAUUUCGACCAGAUAUUAAAUCGAAUAGUUUUCAACGACCUCGAUCGAAUAUGAAUAUAGCCAGUGGUAUACCAAAAUUUUUUCCGUUAGCAAUGAUUCAACAACAAGGAAAUCCAUAUGUACAAGACGAUACAAUGUUCAUCAAAAUUAUGGUUGAUUUUAGAGACACACUAAAAACGUUAUUGCCUUAUACUAUGAGUCUCAAUCCAGGUCUUCCAAUGCAUAUUCAGCAUGCAAUGAUCAAGCAAGAAGCAGACCGAAGAUCUCAAUCACAGUCGGAUGAGCGACAGUAG
Molecule: messenger RNA, 927 nt
Organism: Rotaria sp. Silwood2
Lineage: Eukaryota; Metazoa; Rotifera; Eurotatoria; Philodinida; Philodinidae
Source: the annotation of a GenBank genome assembly